UUCGACCCUGCACACCUGGCCCGGCCACCCACGUGACAUCAUGACUUCGCGACUCUCGAAAACCUCACCGAUCAUCAUCGUCGGCGCAGGUGUAUUCGGCUUGUCUACCGCCCUCCAUUUGAGCAAAGCCGGAUAUUCAGACAUCGUUGUCUUCGACCGUCAACCGUACCUCGAUAAUGCCUACUCAACGAAGGAUGGCGCGGAUGCCGCCAGCGCAGACAUGAAUAAAGUGAUGAGGGUAUCAUACGGAAAAGAGGUGUUGCACCAAAAGCUUGCAUUCGAAGCAAUCGACAUCUGGGGCGAAUGGAACGAGCAGAUAGGAAAGGCGAAACCGGAAGAUCUGCCCAAGAGCAUCCGACCAAGCGACAAGGUGUGGAACAACUGCGGGUUUCUAAGGCUCAGCAAGGAUGACAAGAUCAGUCAAUUCGAAGAGGAUACGUUGGCUGGAUUGGGGGCUGAAGGCCUUCGGGAUACACAAUACGUGUUGGACGAUUCGAGUGACAGAGAACGCGCAGCGAGGAAGGGAAUGCUUAGAAAGCUCGAUCCCAUGGGCUUGCAGCAACGAAGAGGGAAACUGGUAGGCGUGUAUGACACUCUCGGCGGCUUCGUCAACGCGAGCAAAGCCUGCGCCUGGGUCCUGCAUUUGCUGUCGAAAACAGACGUGAAAUUGGUGCUUGGGCAGAAGCAGGGCACGGUCGCAAAGUUCGUUCGCUCAUCCCAGGGACGGACAAUCGGCAUCAAGACGGUAGAUGGCCUCACCCACAAGGCUGAUCUCGUCGUGGUGGCUGCCGGGCCAUGGACGCCGACUUUGCUACCACACGUUUCCGACAUGUUGGAAGCGACAGCAGGAAGCGUCGCUUAUAUCCAGCUACCACCGAAGGAGGAGAGGCCGGAUCUGUGGGACAAGUAUGCACCGGAACGCUUCCCUGUCUAUUCGUGGGGCGGCUGGGGAAAAGGUAGUGGGCUGGGUGGCUUUCCGCGAACCGAGGACGGUGUGAUGAAGAUUGGCUUCCGCGGGACAAAGUACACGAGCUACAAGACUGUGAAGGAUCCGAGGACGGGGAGAUCUCUAAGAAUUAGUCAGCCUGUGACAGCGUACUGGCCCGAGAGGCGAGAGCCCCAGAUUACGAAGCAAGCCGUGGAUGCUAUCAAGGGCGUCGUUCGCGACGUCCUACCAGACCUGAUCCCAUUCGGUAUCUCCGGCGUGCGCAACUGUUGGUACACCGACAGCCUUGACAACGCCUUCGUCAUUGACCGGGAUCCGGAUGAUCAAGGGUUGAUGGUCUGCAGCGGAGGCUCCGGCCACGGGUUCAAAUUUUUCCCAAUCCUGGGACGUGAAGUGGUCCGCAUCAUCGAGAAGCCGGAGAAGAAUGAGUACGGUAUGCUUUGGAGAUGGCGAAACGUUGAUUCCGGCCCGAAAAAUGGGCUGGAGGAAGGAGAGGCCGGAUCAAGAGUGUGGGAGAGGCAGCAGAUGGCUACCAUAGCAGACUGGAAGCUCAAUGAGUUAGCAAAGCUGUAGAGGCAUACCUAGAUAGCUUCGAUAAUCAAAUCGCAACACUC
Messenger RNA from Trematosphaeria pertusa, 1560 nucleotides. Its product is annotated as FAD dependent oxidoreductase. Gene Ontology annotation, molecular function: flavin adenine dinucleotide binding; sarcosine oxidase activity. NCBI's taxonomy places the organism in Eukaryota, Fungi, Ascomycota, Dothideomycetes, Pleosporales, Trematosphaeriaceae. The record is from RefSeq and is a predicted model, not a curated record. The coding region runs from base 41 to 1519 and encodes 492 amino acids. The transcript has a single exon.